Messenger RNA from Elgaria multicarinata webbii, 1771 nucleotides. It is a transcript of the gene SLC7A7, whose product is annotated as solute carrier family 7 member 7. The transcript is spliced from 10 exons. The coding region runs from base 119 to 1648 and encodes 509 amino acids. The record is from RefSeq and is a predicted model, not a curated record. NCBI's taxonomy places the organism in Eukaryota, Metazoa, Chordata, Lepidosauria, Squamata, Anguidae. Gene Ontology annotation, molecular function: basic amino acid transmembrane transporter activity; L-amino acid transmembrane transporter activity. Gene Ontology annotation, cellular component: membrane. Gene Ontology annotation, biological process: amino acid transmembrane transport.
ACCCUGGUUAGUUCCUCAAGUUAAAAGUGCUGUCCCGGCGGCUUCUUUCUCUUUAUUCCUAAACUGGCAGUGGGGGUAGGCUGACAGACCCACGAGGGGGAACUGAGCCUGGAACGAGAUGGCCAAAACCAUCUACGUGCCGGCGGCCGCCCAGGAUGACCACGCCGCCAAGCCGGUACGCAACGGGACCUCCUCGCCCUCGCCCAGCCAGCCCCCGGAGGACUCCAUGCAGCUGAAGAAGGAAAUCUCGCUGGUCAACGGCGUCUGCUUGAUUGUGGGGAACAUGAUCGGUUCGGGCAUCUUCGUCUCGCCCAAAGGCGUGUUGGCGUACAGUGACUCUUACGGACUCUCCCUCGUCGUCUGGGCCGUGGGGGGGCUCUUCUCUGUUUUCGGGGCCCUCUGCUACGCUGAACUGGGCACCACCAUCAAGAAGUCGGGGGCCAGCUACGCCUAUAUCCUGGAGGCCUUUGGACAGCUGCCGGCCUUCAUCCGCCUCUGGACCUCCCUCCUCAUCAUUGAGCCCACCAGCCAGGCAAUCAUCGCCAUCACCUUUGCCAACUAUCUGGUGCAGCCCUUUUUCCAGACCUGUGAGGCGCCGUACCUGGCCGGCCGGCUCUUGGCAGCUGCCUGCAUCUGUAUACUCACGUUUGUGAACUGUGCCUAUGUGAAAUGGGGCACCCGGGUGCAGGAUUUGUCCACCUAUGCCAAGGUCCUAGCUCUCAUUGCCGUGAUCAUUGCCGGCAUUGUUCGCAUCGCACAAGGACAUUCUGAGAACUUUGACGAUUCUUUUGAAGGAUCUUCUUGGCAGGUGGGGAACAUUGCCUUGGCUCUCUACUCUGCCCUCUUCUCCUACUCUGGCUGGGACACCCUCAAUUUUGUCACGGAAGAAAUUAAGAAUCCAGAAAGGAACUUGCCCCUCGCCAUUGGCAUCUCUAUGCCGAUUGUCACAGUCAUCUACAUCAUGACCAACGUGGCCUAUUACACCGUGCUGAGCAAGAUGGACAUACUAACAAGUGACGCUGUUGCCGUGACCUUUGGCAAUCAGGUUUUUGGAGUUAUGCAAUGGAUCAUCCCGCUGGCCGUGGCCUUAUCCUGCUUGGGGGGCCUCAAUGCCUCCAUCUUAGCGGCUUCCAGAUUAUUUUUCGUUGGUUCCCGCGAAGGGCACCUCCCCGAUGCCAUCUGCAUGAUCCACGUCCAGCGGUUCACACCUGUGCCGGCCCUCCUCUUCAACGGCGCCAUGGCCUUGGUCUACCUCUGCGUCGACGACAUCUUCCAGCUUAUCAACUACUACAGCUUCAGCUAUUGGUUCUUCGUGGGCCUGUCGAUCGCCGGGCAACUGUACCUCCGCAGGAAGCAGCCGUCGAGGGAACGGCCCCUCAAGCUCAGCAUCGUCUUCCCCGUCAUCUUCUGCCUCUGCACCAUCUUCCUGGUGGCCGUCCCCCUGUACACCGACCUCACCAAUUCCGCCAUCGGCAUUGCCAUAGCUGCUUCCGGAUUCCCCGUCUACUACCUGACGGUGUGGAUGCCCGAGAGCAAGAGGCCGCAGUGUGUACGCCGGGCUUUUGCCUCGGUGACGCGGUUGAUCCAAAUUGUGACCUUGUCGGUCCUGACGGAGAUGGAUCCUGACAGUGAAGUGAAGGCUCAGUGAUGGGAGACGCUGUUGUUGUGGGGGAGGCCGGCCACUCCCCCCCAUCCCCCCCUUUUUUUGCAAUGGACUCUUUUGUGACCUUUAAUUUAUUGUUUGCUACUGUUGGGAAUUGGGGGGCUGUUG